This is a messenger RNA of Fusarium venenatum, 384 nucleotides long. Lineage: Eukaryota; Fungi; Ascomycota; Sordariomycetes; Hypocreales; Nectriaceae. The record is from RefSeq and is a predicted model, not a curated record.
AUGGACGGCAUUGUGCAGACAGAAGCAAGCGACGACGAACAGGAUAUACCCAAUAUCCUUGAGCAUGGCAACCCCGAUUAUCGGAUGAGUCUGAUCAGGCUUCCGCCGACCGCACUUCCACAUAGAUCAAACCCAAUCUCGGCGGGCCUCCAUGUCGCAAAGAAUAAGGCCGAAAAACUGCAGGAUGAUACCAAUACUCAAGAUCCAGCGAACAGUAUUAGCAUAGACCAAGCAACUCGUCAGAGCCCCGACGAAAAAGAGAAGGCAAGCACCGAUAGAUCCGAUCCACGAGAUCUUGCCUGCGGGAAGAGACAUGUUUUCGGAAUGAUACAUCUGGAAAACACCAAAAGAGUUAGCCCAGCCGCAAGUGUUCAUGAAGAUUAA